GGGUUGACCAAUUGUGUACCGAGAUACACCACCUACCUGUUUGAUCCCAUAGUAGCCGUCACUCUCUGCUUCCUUCUCACUCAUCCGAUCCUCGCCAGCGUCCUCGUCAUGCUCAGUCGAAGCUGAGUAUACUUGAUAGCGGCUCUGAAGCUAGACUGUAGGCAAACAAACAAACAAAAAAAAACCCUGCUGAGGGCGUGGUAUCCUGGCGUCGAUUGCGCAGCAUAUCGCCGCAAUGGCCAAUCGCACUUUUGACAAGUUCUUUGACCUCCCAGUCGAGAUCCGAGACCAAAUCAUCUCGUACCUCUGCCUGCUCCCGAACCCGAUCCAAAUCGGCCCCACCGAGAGCUCGGAGAUCCCCUUCCCGCACGACCUGCUGCUCUCCCACCCGCUCCUCUACGCCGCCGGCUCCGCCGUCUUCUACGAGCGUAACCGCUUCGUCCUCAACCUCCAGACCGGGUCCCGUGCCACCGUCGAGCGCGCCAUCUGCGACGGCAGCGUGUCAUGGCUCCUGGGCAACGUCUGGGCCCGCCGUCGCCUCCGGCACCUCGAGCUCUCGCCGGGCCGCCUGGGCAACGUCUUCCAGGCCCACGUCUCGCCGGCCGUAGCGGAUAUGAUCCUCAACGGCGCCUUGCGCCACCUGAGGCUCGUGCUGUACCCGACGAGCGCCGACAAGGUGGUCUUCAACCAGGCCGCCGCCGACGCUCAGUCGAGGAGGGCCGCCAUCACGCGGCGCGACGACGCCUUUGCCCAUUCCCAGCCGUUCAAGGCGCUGUUGCGGUUGCUGGCUGAUCCCGACCUGGAGACAGCCGAGCUUUACGUCGACCCCAUCCACCGCGACUUUUGGUGUGAGUUCCACGAGGGCGUGGCGUGUUGCAAGGGGCACCGGAAGGGGCCCUGGCAGCUCAUACCGAUCGACUGGAGGAGGCUGGCUGCCACUUACGCUCAGGAUCAUGAGCUCAGUAUUGUCCGGGUGGGCUGCUGAGUCCUCGGUGGGAUCGGGCCCGGUGCCUUUCCCAUGUCGCUGAUGAAAAUGACUUCAGAAGAAGUUGGAAGCCAUUGGCAUACCAACGACUAGCCCCUCUCGACGGAUUCUCGUCUCUCCCUGCAGAGUCCGAGGGUAUGAUGAACACCAAGGGAGCAGCCAGAGGCUUGUCGUACCGGUUUCGACGUAGCGUGGCAACUCACUAAAAACCUCCGACGAUAAGUACCGGCCUUUGAGACGUUGGAGUUCUCGAGGCGAUCCGCAGCGCGAACCUCUAGGGUGCUAUGAUGGUCUGGUGUGAUGGGUCUUGCCCAUCUGCUUUGGAUGUGUCAAACUGGGAACCAACGCGUAGACACUCAACUAUGCCUCGGCUCUAUCCACAGCGACUUGGUUGAGCCUUUCAUCAAUACUUACCAAGUUAUCUGAGUCAACUCUAAUUUCCU
Messenger RNA from Colletotrichum navitas, 1428 nucleotides. RefSeq lists its product as uncharacterized. The record is from RefSeq and is a predicted model, not a curated record. The coding region runs from base 236 to 985 and encodes 249 amino acids. The transcript has a single exon. NCBI's taxonomy places the organism in Eukaryota, Fungi, Ascomycota, Sordariomycetes, Glomerellales, Glomerellaceae.